CGCCACAUUGAUUGUUCAUAUGGUAAACAAAUGGCGGAAGUAAAGUCAACAUGUGGAAAUUGACUGAAACUGUGAUAAUUCCAUUGAUUUGAUUCGUAUAAUUAUUCCAUUUUAAAGAAAAGGAACAUGACACAAUCAAUUGUUGUUCAAGUUGGACAAUGCGGGAACCAAAUUGGAUGUAGAUUUUGGGAUUUGGCGUUAAGGGAGCAUGCAACAGUGAAUAAGCAUGGAACUUACGAUGAAUCUCUGAGCAGUUUUUUCCGCAAUGUUGACAGCAGAUUUGAUGAUCCUGCAAACAUUCCAUUAGACAGGGGAACUGGUAAAAUCAAGUCUCUUAAAGCCAGGGCUGUACUUGUAGAUAUGGAGGAAGGAGUUGUCAGUGAGAUGAUGAAAGGCCCGUUACGGGAGGUGUUCGACUUUAAACAGCUGCUAACUGAUGUCUCUGGUGCUGGAAAUAACUGGGCAGUUGGUCACAAGAUGUACGGCAGUCAGUAUCGAGAACAUCUGAGCGACAUUAUACGUAGAGCGGCAGAAUUCUGUGAUUGCUUGCAGUGUUUCUUCAUCUUACAUUCCAUGGGUGGUGGGACAGGGUCUGGAGUUGGUACAUUUAUCCUGAAUUUAUUAGAAGAUGAGUACCCAGAUGUGUACAGAUUUGUGACAGCGGUAUAUCCAUCUGUGGAUGAUGAUGUGAUUACCUCCCCUUAUAACAGUGUUUUGGCAAUGAGAGAGUUAACAGAAAAAGCUGACUGUGUUCUUCCAAUAGAAAAUCAGGCCCUUGUGUCUUUAGUAAACAAAAUCAACCAAGCCAUUCCACCAACUAAGACGGGUAAGCGGAUGUAUUCCAGUGUCGGAGGAGACGUAAAAGCUGGUAGUGCUAUAACAGCAAGUGAUGGAAGUGUUGUGAAACCAGCCAAUGAAAAACCAUUUGACACCAUGAACAAUAUUGUUGCUAAUUUAUUGUUGAAUAUGACAAGCUCUGCUAGGUUCGAAGGGUCACUAAAUGUUGAUUUGAAUGAGAUAACGAUGAAUCUCGUCCCGUUUCCACGGCUACACUACCUCGUUUCCAGUCAGUCACCUCUCUUCACGCUUUCCGAUGUGAGUCUACCUCCAAGAAGACUGGACCAGAUGUUCUCUGAUGCAUUUUCUAAAGACUACCAGUUAUUGAAGACAGAUCCUAAACACAGUCUAUAUCUAGCAUGUGCUCUCAUGGUCCGAGGAAAUGUUGAAGUCUCUGAUGUCAGGCGUAAUAUAGAAAGGUUGAAGCCGAACUUGAAGUUUAUCCAUUGGAACACUGAAGGAUGGAAGACGGGGCUGUGUUCUGUACCACCGGUGGGCCAGUCUUACUCUUUAUUAACACUCGCCAACAAUACAUGUAUUCACAACAACUUUACAGAACUCAAGGAUAGAUUUGUAAAGCUUUACAAGAGAAAGGCCCAUGUACAUCAUUACACACAUGUAGAUGGAAUGGAGAUGUCUGAUUUUGCUCAAAGCCUUGAAUCUCUGAACUCUAUCAUCCAAGAAUACUCAGACCUAGAGAAGCAAAUGUUUAACCCUCCACUACCUGAACCAAGGUUGCAAGUUGUGACUUGAUGAUUUGUUUCUAAAAAUAGAUUAUGUAAAGUGAAGAAGUGAGGAAUCGUUAUCAAUGCCACUAUAACAGAAUGGACAUUAGGUGUUAAAUCCUUUGGUGGAAGAAAUUAUUUUCAGUGUUAAAAGGGAUGGAUUCAGUUGACAUUUUGAUUAAUAUCCAAGUAAUUGAUAAUGUUGCAAUGAUAGAAUAUGCAGCCAUUAUCAAUGCUUCUGUGACAGUUUAGAUGGUAGUUGGUAGCUUCCACAGUGUAGUCAGUGCCUGUGUUACAUUGACAAGUGAAUGAAAUGUUGUUACAAAUUGAGCAAGCACUGUUAAUCUUACAGAGACAUAGGUUUAGUCAUUGACCAUGUUACCUGAAUUUGUCAUUGACUAUUACAGUUAUAGAUAGGGUAGU
Mercenaria mercenaria is the source of this 1985-nucleotide messenger RNA. Its product is annotated as tubulin epsilon chain-like. The coding region runs from base 127 to 1590 and encodes 487 amino acids. The transcript is spliced from 12 exons. Lineage: Eukaryota; Metazoa; Mollusca; Bivalvia; Venerida; Veneridae. Gene Ontology annotation, cellular component: cytoplasm; microtubule. Gene Ontology annotation, biological process: microtubule cytoskeleton organization; mitotic cell cycle. The record is from RefSeq and is a predicted model, not a curated record. Gene Ontology annotation, molecular function: GTP binding; structural constituent of cytoskeleton.